UCCGAGGCCCCCUUCCGCGGGAGGGACGCUGAGUCCGCGGUGAGAGGCGGGGGAGCAGCGAUCGUCUCCUCCGACGCCCUUGGUAAGAGCGAAACUAACCGGGCGGCCGACUAACGGGGGACGCGGCCUCCUUCCGAACCACCAGCGGGGCCUCGAGAAGGUCUUGAGAAGGCUUGAAGAGCCCACGGCCUAGCCCCGACGAGUCGCCGACCGGCGCCCGCUUCCUCGCCGCUUGAAAACAUAUUUGAAGACUAUAAAGCAAGAAAUGUCUUCAUUGAAGGGUAAAGUUCAGACUGUGUUGGGCCUUAUAGAGCCUAGCCAGCUGGGAUACACUAUGACCCAUGAACACUUGACAAUGGGCUUCAGCUGCUGUUACUACCCACCACCUCCAGGUCAAGAAGCUCUCUCUGAAAAACCCAUUGAGAUGAAGAACUUGUUUUGGCUUAAACAGAAUCCAUAUAGCCACAAAGAGAAUCUUCUGCUGUAUGAAGAGAUUGAUGCUGUGAGAGAAGAACUUCUGCAUUACAAGGCUGCAGGUGGUGGGAGCAUCGUGGAAAAUACAACCACUGGGAUCAUGCGGGAUGUGAAGAUGCUAAAACAGCUUGCAGAAGAAACUGGUGUCCAUGUUAUUGCUGGGGCAGGUUUUUAUGUAGAUGCCACUCAUUCCUGUGAGACAAAAGCAAUGUCUGUGGAACAGUUGACAGAAGUUAUUGUUAAUGAAGUUCUCAAUGGAGCUGAUGGAAGCAACAUCAAGUGUGGUGUAAUAGGGGAAAUUGGCUGCUCUUGGCCUCUGACUGAAAGCGAAACCAGAGUCCUUAAGGCAACAGCACAUGCCCAGUCCCAGCUUGGCUGCCCAGUCAUUGUCCAUCCAGGCCGAAAGGAUGAUUCACCUUUCCAGAUCAUUCGAAUUUUGCAGGAAGCUGGGGCUGACAUCUCAAAAACUGUGAUGUCUCAUUUGGACAGGACUAUAUUUGAUGAGAAGAAACUAUUAGAGUUUGCCAAACUUGGAUGCUACUUAGAAUAUGAUCUUUUUGGAACAGAAUUUAUUUCCUAUCACAUGAAUCCUGAUAUUGACAUGCCAAGUGACAAUGAAAGAAUUCUAAGAGUUCGGAUGUUGAUUGAAGAAGGUUACGAUGACAGAAUUGUAAUUGCUCAUGACAUACACACAAAACAUAGAUUAAAGAAAUAUGGUGGCCAUGGCUAUUCUCAUAUUCUUGAAAAUAUUGUCCCAAAAAUGCUCACAAGAGGAAUAUCUCAAAAUAAAAUCAAUAAGCUAUUGCUAGAAAAUCCCAAACAGUGGCUAACUUUUAAAUAAGAAAAUGUAAGUAUGGCUGUGAUCAUGUUUGCUUCAGUGAAAGUGAAAAAUUGAAAUAGAAAUUCUUUUUGGGUUGGGAAAAUGAAAUUGUACUUUUGGGGUACAGUACAAGAAAAUAACAUUUUUCAUGUCUGAGCCCCGACUUUUUGAUUGUGUGGUGGCAACUAAAACAGCUGCAGAAUGUGUAUCUUUUUUCAAAAAAAUAUGUUUAACAUCACAUCUAUAAAAGGAAAAUGGAGGAUAUCAGAUGAAUGAAUCAAAAUAUUUUUAAAUGGCUUUGUAUGGAAUUAAUUGGGUGUAAAACAUCCCUUUGAAUUAAUCAGGAUGAGAGGCUUCAAUCAUGCACUGGCCACAGCUGAAUAUAAGCGCCAUUGUUUUGUGUGUGGUCUGUGACAGAGAUACCGAUUUUCUCCAAAAAAAAAAUUGUUUAAAAAUGACAUCCUAACAUGAAAUGCAUUGUAUUUUAAGUAUGUCCAGCAAUAAAGCCUUACUUGCCUGAUUUCA
Molecule: messenger RNA, 1819 nt
Organism: Python bivittatus (Burmese python)
Lineage: Eukaryota; Metazoa; Chordata; Lepidosauria; Squamata; Pythonidae
Gene: PTER
Product: phosphotriesterase related
Biological process (GO): catabolic process
Molecular function (GO): zinc ion binding
Source: RefSeq, a predicted model, not a curated record